Molecule: messenger RNA, 555 nt
Organism: Serendipita indica DSM 11827
Lineage: Eukaryota; Fungi; Basidiomycota; Agaricomycetes; Sebacinales; Serendipitaceae
Source: the annotation of a GenBank genome assembly
AUGACGACGCCGCGCAUCUUAAUCUAUUCCGCAACAGCAGGUUAUCGACACGACUCGAUUCCCACUGCGAUUUCGGCGCUCCAAAAGCUAGGAGCGCAGCACAAUAUUGCGUUUGACCACACGGAGGACAGGUCAAAGUUUGAAGACGGCUUCUUGUCGCAGUUUGACGCACUGCUCUUCCUGAGCAACUCGGAGGAAGUUUUGGAUCAAAAUGGGCACUACCUCGAUGCUGGCGGCAACUAUGUGGGCAUUCAUGCCGCAUCUGCUUGUCUCUAUACGUCGUCGUUUUAUAACAGGACCGUUGGAGCUCUCUUCGACUAUCAUCCUCCGCUGACGAAUGCUACCGUGGUGGUGGAAGACGCGAAUCAUCCGAGCACGAGCAUGCUGCCCACCCGCUGGGAGGUCGAGGACGAGAUGUACAAUUUUCGAAGUGACCCUCGAACCCAUGGCGCAAAAGUGAUUCUAUCGGUAGAUGAGAGCACGUAUACGGACAAUGGAACGAGGACGUAUGACCAGGGCACUCCGCAUCCCAUUGGUGACCUAUUUUUGUCUUGA